GCCAUCAUGCCUAUUCUGAAGCAGCUCGUGUCCUCGUCCUCCCAGUCGAAGCGGCGCUCUCGUUCAGACCUGACUGCGGAGAUGAUCAGCGCACCCCUGGGAGACUUCCGCCACACUAUGCACGUGGGUCGAGGAGGUGACGCGUUCGGGGACACCUCCUUUCUUAGCAGCCGCUCCGGAGAGCCACCAAAGGAGCCCGAGGUACAGCAGAGCUCACCUAAACAGAGCCUUCUUUCCCGUACCUUCCGAAGCAGCAAGCGCUCCCAGUCGGCAAAUCGCGACAAGCCUGACAAAUCCAAACUGGAGCCGCCUGGUGGUUCGCCGAGUUAUGUCAAAACCGCAAUCUCGCUGCCGUAUUUGAAUGAUGAUGAUGCAGGACGAGGUACUGGAAUGCACCUUCCUAAAAGUGUGUCCUCGAGUCCUUUAAAGAAACUUCCAGAAGACGAAAUAAAGCCGGUUAAUGGAGCCACGGCGCCCACUGUAUCCGACUUGGAGCUGGAUGAGAAGAAUUUCGGCGAGCUGACUGACUUGCGUCCGUCGGUUCCUUACACCGGAGGCAUGAAGCAUGCCGAGUCCAUCAUGUCCUUCCACAUUGAUCUCGGCCCCUCCAUGCUAGGAGAUAUCUUGAGCGUAAUGGACAAGAAAGGCUUCGAAGAUGACGAUCUUGGAUUCGAAGAGGGGAAGAGUAGCGAGGGACGUAGCUCGCCACCUCAAAGCCCUCCCAACGAGGUUGAAGAAGAAGAUCCGCUUCCUCCAGUCAGGCCUCCACGCCAAAGGCCAGGCACCAAUCCUUACACUCCAGAGCUCCAAACCAGGAACCAUCAACACCUGGACAGCUGUUCCCUCUCCAGUUCAGGGUCCACCGUGCUGGACGAGAAACCCCACAAUCAGAUGUACGAGGCCAACAUGAACAACAUCAAGUACAGCUCACCUCGAGUUCAAGACGACAGGGACUUCUCCUACAUGGAUGAUGAGGACGAUGACGAGAUCAGGGUGUAAAGUGAACUGUAGGGUGCCAGAACAGUCUUUGCAAAGACUAAAUGAAGUGGUGGAGGUGGGUUGUGGUCGUUUGAUGGAUGUAAAGCUCACACACUGACUUGGAGGACUGAUUUUAUAAUGGGGAUGAAAGGGAAAACGUACGUUUUAGCCCUUUAUAAUGCUUUUUCACUACAUUUUCUAGUUCAGGUAUACAAACCCUCUGUUACUAGUGACUUUCACCAGAGCCACCACAGCUGUGAGAGGAAUGUGCUUGCAUGUUUGCCUAUGCCGAGGCGAGGGAAUUCCAUUAUAAAUGGUAAUUGCAGUCUCGUGAGUAUCAUUAAUGAAUUCCAGUGUUGACCACUUGGAAUGCCAAUUCAGGAGGUUUGUGUGGGACCAAGCCUCACAUUCUCCCAUGAUCGACGCAGUACAUUUGCUUAUGCCUUUAAUGCCAACAGUCUUAAGUUUCCUAUUUUUUACACCUUUGAUUUCAUCUUUAAGUUAUAUCCUACAUUUUGCCUUGUAUGCAAAACCGUAAUGAUGAAGUGAUGAUUGGAAAACCCAUAAAUGUGUUUAACAGAAUGCUUUAUGUCUGGCAUAUGUUACCUUUUUGCCAUCGGGUGGUGUUUAUGUAGUAGAUCUGGACUUUGUCAUGUGUCCAUACAUGUUUAAGAGGAUUUCCUGUCAGGUCACAUGAAAUCUUGGAGAAUUCAAACUGAUGGGAUGCAGAAACCGAAAGCAGUGGUGUAGAAUCAGUCCAAGUGGAACUAAUGACGACUUGUCAAUUUUGUAUGUGUGUGUGAAUGAGGUUUGAUGUCAAGAGGGCUGAAGAGUUUAUUUGAUUAUCAUCGUAUAGGCUCAGACAUGAAGAGCGUAGCUCUCUUAUUCCGGGUCUAGCAUAGUGCCUCGAUCUUCAAACUGUGCUCAUCAGCAGAAGUGGCUCUGGAGGGUUUUCAUCUCUGAAUGACUCUUAUAGUUCUUUGUGUUCUGUCUUUAGGCUUGAAGAGAGAUCAACACCCCGUGAUGAGACUGUAACUUUUAUAGCCACUCUGUGAGUUAGUGCCAUACCCUUUGCGUCAGUAAAAUGUAGUCAAAAAUGUACUUAAUUAAAAUUCUUUAACAUCUACAAAAUGUACUCAAACUUGAUUCACUACAUUCUAAAAAAUGCAGGGUUAAAUUACAACCCAGCGCUGGGUAAAAUAUGAACAAAACCCAGCGACUGGUUUGCUACACAGAAGGUUGGGUUAAAUAUUUAACCCAACCACUGGGUCAAAACAACCCAGUUGCUGGGUUUGUCCAUAUUUAACCCAGCAUUUCUUAGAGUGCGUGCAAUUUUAUUUUCCAGAGUUAUGGUAAAAUUUCCACUAAUUUUCCUUGAAAAUGUGAAGUAAUUUCUGCACCAUCAGCAGCACUAAAAUAGAAUCUUUACAUAGAUUGCAAUUCCAUAACAACCAAUCAUGGGAUUUUGAAGGCGGGACUAAAUAACGUGUUAUUUUUGAAAUUCUGGCUGCUACAGAAAUUACUUCACAUUUCGGUCUUGAUUAUGAGACUUUCACAAACUAUGCUAACAAUUAGCAAAUUGGCUCAGAUACUGGCAGUAUGCUUAACAUUAUUAUAGACUCUGGUUUACCACUUUAAAAAAAUAAAAUAAAAUAAAAUAAUUACCAUCUAUUAAUGUCUUGGUAGCCAAGCAAGUAUUAACUGUUUAUUGUGCACUUUGGGAAAUUAAGAUUUUUUUUAUUUUCUUCCUAAGUUUUGGGCAGAUAUUUUAAAAGCGUUCCACUCUUGAUAUAUGUACAUCAUGUUCAAGUAUUCAUUUACUGUAUAUUUGAGUUUUUUUUUGUUUUGUUUUUUUUUUGAUUGAUUGAUUGCUAUUGUUUAGUCAACAGUGUUGGCCCUGUAAUCUGACAUUUAUAUAAGCACACUAGGAACUGAGGAGAGCACUAUUUUGUAGUAUUGGUUAUUUUCAGAAACAGUUGGCUUCUGUGGUACAGAAUUGUUAGUUCAGAUCCUCUGUGGCCUUUUACCUUCACUUUGUGAGCUCAGUUAGUUUUUAACACUCAGCCAAGACUACAGCUGCAUUAUUUCCAUUGCUUAUCUGUCAGAGUGUUUUUCAUUGGUUUGUGAAAUCAGCAUGUCUGUAUAGAGGAACAAGUAAGGUACGAUUUAUAAGAGCUCUAGAAAGAUGUUUGUAAUGCCGACUCCAUGUUUAGGGUGUGGGAUGCUUUGGAAAAGGGCUUUAUUAAUGGGGUACGAGGGGGUUGUGUUGCCUUAUAUCUGGUUGAAAUGCUGCAUUGUGCCAUUUUGUCUGCAAGCACAGAUUGAGGAUAAUCAAAUGUGCCAAUGUCUUCUCUUCAUCUCUUUUGUUACUCAAUUUCAGUUCAUUUUAUGGGCUAAGAAAGUGGUCGUGAAGAUAUCUCACUGCACGCAAAGCUUUUUGAAGAAGACCAGAUGUCCGGAACUGGAUUUGUGAGACUGAAAGUGAGCUGGAAUGCUGGACUGUAACAGGUUUUGAGAGCAGUAGGGCUCCCUCUACAGUUUUUGAGUAGUUUUCUUUCAGGCCAUUAAUACUUGUGUCUAUGCUGUACUAUUCGUGUGCAAUGGCAUAGAGGUUUCUAUAGUUUCUUUGCUUGAUUACUAUAUGCAGACAGGUUUAUAACAACACAUCUUCAACAGUUGCUAGAGAAAAUGGUUGACAAAACACUAAAGUAUAGUACAAAACCAAAACUCCUUAAAUUCCAAGUAUUUGCUGUUUAUCUUUUUUCACUUAAUGUCUGUAUCAUUCUGUACUGAAAUAAUAUAUAAUGACCUGCCUCACUUUCCCUUGCAAAAUAACAGUUAUAUUUUUCAAUAAAAGAAAAAGCUGAUAAACUUCA
Molecule: messenger RNA, 3854 nt
Organism: Labeo rohita (rohu)
Lineage: Eukaryota; Metazoa; Chordata; Actinopteri; Cypriniformes; Cyprinidae
Gene: cdc42ep4b
Product: CDC42 effector protein (Rho GTPase binding) 4b
Exons: 1
Coding region: 7-999 (330 amino acids)
Source: RefSeq, a predicted model, not a curated record